Messenger RNA from Gloeophyllum trabeum ATCC 11539, 2994 nucleotides. RefSeq lists its product as uncharacterized. The record is from RefSeq and is a predicted model, not a curated record. Gene Ontology annotation, cellular component: cytosol. Lineage: Eukaryota; Fungi; Basidiomycota; Agaricomycetes; Gloeophyllales; Gloeophyllaceae. Bases 1 to 2994 code for a protein of 997 amino acids. Gene Ontology annotation, molecular function: 5-oxoprolinase (ATP-hydrolyzing) activity. Gene Ontology annotation, biological process: glutathione metabolic process. The transcript is spliced from 2 exons.
AUGGGCAACGCUUCCAAGACCAUUCGCAUCGGCGUGGACGUGGGCGGCACGAACACAGACUCCGUCAUUCUCGACGACAGCGCCCGGUCCUCGUCCAACCGCGGGGUGAUCGCCCACUUCAAGACGGCGACAACGCCCAACGUAACUGACGGCAUCGAAACUGCGGUACGCACAGUUCUUGAACGCUCUGCGAUCCCUCACGAUCGUAUUGCCUGCCUCACAAUCGGGACCACCCAUUUCAUCAAUGCCGUCGUAGAGCAUGAUGCGCGGAGAUUGUCCAAAGUUGCCGUCAUUCGAUUGUCAAAAUCGUUCACUAGGGAGGUCCCUCCGUUCUCGGACUUUCCACCUGCCUUGAAGGAGAUCAUGUAUGGAUACCACGGUUACGUUGACGGUGGCCUGCACAUAGACGGAUCCCAGGAGUCGCCCAUCGUCGAGGCGCAGGUGAUCAGGGAAUGCGAGAAGAUCAAGGAAAAGGGGAUCAGGUCCGUCGUCAUCGCAGGUGUCUAUGCACCUAUAGACGACCACUUCCAACAGGAAAGCCAGGUGCGAAAGAUCAUGAAGCGCGAGCUCCCGAGCGCCGACAUCGUCUGCUCCCACGAGAUCUCCAAUAUCGGCUUCCUCGAGCGCGAAAACGCCUCUAUCCUGAACGCGUCCAUCCUCAGAUUCGCGCGGCGCACCAUCCGCGGCUUCCGCGCCGCAAUGAAACGCCUGAACCUGCGGUGUGGGCUGUACUUGACGCAGAACGACGGCACUUUGGUAGACGCUGCCUCCGCUGCGCGCCUGCCGAUCAGGACCUUCUCUUCGGGCGCGACGAAUUCCAUGCGGGGAGCCGCGUACCUCGGGGGACUGGACACCGGAGAGAAGGGAGGACGCACGUCCACCAUUGUGGUCGAUAUCGGCGGGACGACCUCGGAUGUUGGCGUCCUGCUGCCCUCGGGAUUCCCUAGGCAGGCCUCCGCCUAUGUGACCGUUGCGGGAGUGAGGAUCAACUACUCCAUGCCCCACCUCGAGUCUAUCGGUCUUGGAGGAGGAUCGAUUGUACGCGAGCUGCCCGGGGGACAGAUCACAGUGGGCUCUGACUCCGUAGGGCACUUCCUGACCACCGAUGCGAAAGUCUUCGGAGGAAGCACGUUGACGGCGACCGAUAUCACCGUCGCGGCUGGAGCGAAGAUCGGCGAUCCCUCCCUGGUGAAGGACGUCCCUCCAUCUCUUGUGAGCGCUGCCCAAGCGAAAAUUAAGUCCCUGCUGGAAGGCAUUAUCGACGUUAUGAAGACAUCGCCGGAGCCGUUACCCGUUCUCCUGGUAGGCGGCGGCUCAGUCAUCGCCCCCAAUACUCUUGAAGGCGUAUCCCAGCUCAUUCGGCCGCCAUUCCACGAUGUGGCCAACGCUGUCGGAGCCGCUAUAUCCAAAGUGGGAGGCUCCGUCGAUCUCAUCCAGAGCACGGUCGACCAGACGGUAGCGCAAGCCGUCGAGAAGGCGAAGACAAUGGCCAUCGAUAGAGCUGUCGAGGCCGGCGCCGAUAGGAACACUGUUGAGGUUGCGGAGAUCGAUACUAUCCCACUGCAGUACGUCGCGAAUCAAGUACGGAUAAUCGUCAAGGCCAUUGGGGAUUUGGCGAGUGGGGCAGGAGAUCUGCACAGUGUAAACGGAAUAGCCGAGGAAGACGAGCCGGAGGUUGAUGAGAGGGAGCAGGAAGGGGUCAAGGCCCGGGUUCGAGAGGUGCCUUCAGCAGCGCUGAAUAUCGACGCUUACCGUCCUCGGAUAGUCACAUCGAAGGAAACAGGUAUACCAGAGUGGUACGUCUCGGAGGUCGACAUAGGCUGGUUAGCGGACGGGUGCUACGUCCUCGGGUGCGCAGGAGGGGGAUCGCCUUUCCCCGAGUUCAUUCAACUCCGCGACCAGCUCAGAGCCGGGCACACGCUCCGCGUCAUCGACAGCUCGCACUUGUCGCCCGAUGCGAACAUCUACUGGGGCGGCCACAUGGGGUCCCCCGCCGUGUCAGUCGAGCGCCUGGCCGCAAACGAGACGAUCGAUGCCAUCCGCGAGCUGAUGGACUACCUCCGGCACGACUCCUUCGACGCGGUCAUGGGGCUUGAGAUCGGUGGGGCGAACGGACUGCAGCCCCUGCUGCUCGGUUCGAGCAAGCACUUCGACCGGCCCGUGAUCGACGCGGACUGGAUGGGUCGCGCGUACCCGACGUACUGGCAGACGACGCUGUGCGUGUAUGAGACGGGUCAGCUCGUGCCUUGCGCCAUCGCGUCGGGCGACGGGAAGCACAUCAUCAUGACCAAGACGACGGACGACGAGAUCGUCGACAGGGCGUUGCGCGCGUCGUGCGCGGAGAUGGGCUCGCGCGUCGGGAUGGCCGCGCGCCCGACGACGACGGACCGCGUAAGGAAUUACGGCGUCCUCAACACUGUGUCGCUAGCCUGGCGGAUCGGCCGGUGCAUUGCGCGCGCACAUGCGAAGAACACGCUCAACACGGUGGCGGAGCAGAUUGUCGACGAGAUUGGCGGACCCAGUACUGCCCGUGUGUUGUUCCGCGGGAAGAUCAUCUCUGUCGAGCGCCGGCUGUUCAAGGGGCAUUCGUACGGUGAGAUCACAAUCCAGCAGCUGCCAACGGACGAGGAGGAAAAUACCUCGGCGUCGCCUUCGAGGUACCAGCCGGUCGCCACUGGAGGAUUCCUCAAGAUCCCUUUCAAGAACGAGAACAUCUAUGCGAAGCAUAUCUUGGAGUCGGGCGAGGAAAAGUACAUCGCAAUGGUGCCCGACCUGAUUUCAGUCCUCGAUACCCAAUCCGGCAAGGCGCUUGGUGUGCCAGAGUUCCGCUACGGGCUGAGGGUCACGGUCCUGGGUAUCACCUGUUCGCCACGGUGGAGUGAUACGGAGAAGGGUUUGCAGAUCGGAGGACCAAGGGCAUUCGGAUACGACAUCGACUACGUUCCACUGGGAGCAUACAUUGAGCCUCGGAGCGUCAUCUUAGAGUAUGCAUAG